CAGGGUUAUAAAUGGCAACCAUUUUCUAAACAUUGUAGGAAAACUGACAAUUAUCUUCAUUUGUAGGCAGUUCAACAGCUAAUGUGUUAAAACAAAAUUAUUCCCUUUAUCUCCAAGAUCUAAACAAAAUGUAGGAAGGUUACAACUGACUGAUAUUUAAGAAUAAAGGGCCAAAGGCCUGACAAAACACAGUCUCCAUCGACCAGAAACAAUGUCUGCACAUGAAUAUGAUUAUGAUUUUGGAAUACUUAAUGAUGAAAAUUCAACUCAAGAUGAAAAUAUCGCAAAAGGUAUUGUGGGAUAUUUGGAAAAUGAAGGCAGACUUGAGGGAUUUACUGCCACAAGGGAUGCUAUUCCUGGACAAGAUAUAUUCAAAAGUGUAGAUACGAUUGCAGAAAAAUGUAAAUACAGUCUCAUCUUGCUGUCGAAAGCUUUCCUCGCCAACAAAAACUGGAAUUCUUAUUGUCGACAAAUUGUACAAUUUUCCAAAAUCCAAGCAGGCAAAGCAGACCAUGUGAUUCCAAUUUUGUAUGGUAUUGAUCACAAAGAUCUCCCGACAGAGCUCAAGAUGAUUCGACCAAUCAGAUGGGAUGUUGAUCGUGCAGAAGAAUGCUGUCAACGAAUUCUGAAGGCACUUUUGAAAGGAACAAAGAAAAACGUUAUUGAAAAAAGCAUCAAUAAAAAGAAUGAACCAGUCCUGAAGAAAAUAGUCCCUAGUAUCACUACAGUGAAAGGACCCUGGGAAAGCGAUACACAUAGUUUGGUUGCAGAUUAUGUGGGCUACCAACUUCGAAAACGUGGUUUUGAAUUUGACAAUAACAAAGUCACCAAUCCAACACAGGCCACUCAAAUGAUGCGAAAAUUGGGCGAUAAAUUUCAGGAAAGAUACGGGGAAGUUUUCGAAGAGAUGACAAACCAACUUCAUGUUACUCCAUCGACAAGCCAUAGCACAUUCACAGCGAUCGCGGACGAGCUUUUCCAAGAUGGAGUUAAAUGGGGAAGGGUUGUAGCAUUGGUUGCAUUUUCAGGAUCAUUUGCUGUAAAGUGUGUUGAACUAGGUCUACCAAAACUUGUAGACGAAAUCCGUGAAUGGACAUCGAAGUACAUAAACAAAAAUUUAGCAGAGUGGAUGAAUAAAAAUGAAGGUUGGGAUGGACUGUUACAGCAUUAUGGGAUUGAUGAUACAGAUGGUCGGCAUACAGUUCCAGACAUUAAGAGCAUACUCUCAUUUGGAGUUGGAGCAAUAGGUGUAAUAACAUUGGGAGCAUUGCUAGCGCAAAGACCUGACACUUAGGUUUCCAAGGAGAGAUCUUCAUACAUCAUGUCCUAAAUGCAGUAUCAUUUUUCUAAUCAUUUGUAAAUAAGUCAUCAAGUAGCACACACUGGCUAAAGCCAAUGCAAUCUAAGUGGUGGCAGGUAAAUAUGGAGCCAAAUUAAGAUAACAGACCAUUAAGUCAGUUCAUGCAAUGAAUUCAAUCAU
Molecule: messenger RNA, 1480 nt
Organism: Owenia fusiformis
Lineage: Eukaryota; Metazoa; Annelida; Polychaeta; Sabellida; Oweniidae
Source: the annotation of a GenBank genome assembly